Messenger RNA from Gadus macrocephalus (Pacific cod), 1456 nucleotides. RefSeq names its product claudin i (gene cldni). Gene Ontology annotation, molecular function: structural molecule activity. The record is from RefSeq and is a predicted model, not a curated record. The coding region runs from base 156 to 794 and encodes 212 amino acids. Gene Ontology annotation, cellular component: bicellular tight junction; plasma membrane. Gene Ontology annotation, biological process: cell adhesion; bicellular tight junction assembly. NCBI's taxonomy places the organism in Eukaryota, Metazoa, Chordata, Actinopteri, Gadiformes, Gadidae. The transcript has 3 exons.
CUAUAAGAACCUAGACCCCGCGCCACAGCCCACUAUUCACAGCCCGACCCUCCAGCGCCUUCAUAAAGAAGAUUAGAUUCAGCUUUUCAAACUAACAUAUCGCCAGUUUCAUUAUCUUUCUUUUCUAUUGAGGCAAAAGAGCUUCAAUUAAAAGGAUGGGCUCCUCCGGAGUGCAGAUCGUGUGCGUGUCUCUCGGGAUCCUGGGACUGGUCGGGGCCAUCGUGUGCUGCGCCAUCCCGAGAUGGAAGGUCACGGCCUUCACCGGGCAGACCAUCGUCAUAGCGCAGAGCGUCGAGGAGGGCCUCUGGAUGAACUGCGUGGUGCAGAGCACCGGCCAGCAGCAGUGCAAGAAGUACGACUCGCUGCUGAUGCUGUCCGCAGACCUGCAGGCGGCCCGCGGCAUGGUGAUCAUCAGCUGCAUGCUCUGCUCCCUCUGCCUGCUCAUGCUCUUCGCCGGCGCCGACUUCACCACCUGCGUGGAGAGCGAGAGCGCCAAAGCCAAGAUCUCCCUGGUGGCAGGCAUCGGGCUCAUCCUGGGCGGCCUCCUGGUGAUGAUCCCGGUCAGCUGGUCCGCCCACAACACCGUGCGCGACUUCAACGACCCCUUAGUGGUCGCCAGUCGGAAGAGGGAGCUGGGCGCGUGCAUCUUCGUGGGGUGGGCGGCCGGCGGCCUGCUCGUCCUGGCCGGGGGUCUGCUGUGCUGCUUCAGCAAGGUGAAGUCGGGGGGCUCCCCGGGAGCGGCCAAGUACUACAGCAACGGCGGCGCCUCCGCUCCCAACAAGAACUAUGUCUGAGGCGGAGGACGGAGCGAGGCGAGGAGGAACACGACGGCUGACAGUUGUUUUUGAUAGAGGGGGGGAAAGGAAAACUGUAAAUACCAGCAGAUAAAUGCGUACCUUUUAUUAUGUAUUUUGGUGUUUUACUUUGGUGUUAGGUACAGGGUUUUUAGUUGGGUUACAGGCAGAUUAUUUCUUUGCGUACAAAUGUCACCUGGAACAGGUGUGGAGUUUCUCAAAAGCAUUUAAGCGGUCACCACUUACCAAUCGCCAAAUUGUGAAUUUGUUUAUUGUGUGCUGUCGUAUCCAUACCUCUUUCAUACCACCGCUGUAUUUAGUUAUCUAUAUGUCUUAAAUGUAAUAAAGGAAGAUUGUGUAUAUUUCCUUAUUGCUUGUAUUUUUUGAAGGUUACUAUUUGGUUUUUGUUUCGGUUUGACAUUUUGUGUAUUUGUGGGUCCAGAUAACUCCAAAAGUUAUGCAAUUUGGUGGGCUCAUGGGCUGAGGAACACAAUUAUUAUCAUACUAAUAUACAAAAGAAGGUACCAUGGGUGGUCAUGUUGAAAUAACUUUCAAUGAUUGUCGUUGAGGCUUGAAAUGGGAGUUGAGUAAUAGUUUCUGAGUAAUAAACGAACCUGUGAGUAAUAAACAACCUCUGAGUAAUAAACAGACCUCUAUUGAGA